UGCUGCUGUGGAUCCGAGGAGGAAUCUGGGCGCGAGCAGUGGAGAAAGAGAGGCUGAAGGAAGAAUGGGGUCUGCGUGCAGCAGCCUUUGUUGAGAGGCAUUACAAAUGCUUUUUACGGGCGCUUUGCUGCACAGCUCCCACUGCCGCCAUUUCCCUGGGGCGCGCUCCGCACCACGGUUGUUCCGGAGGGCGCCGGUAGGGGGCACUGUGCUGGCGGGCACCGGAAGUUGGGGCGGAAGCGGGCGGCGAUGUCAAUACUGGGUCUGGUAGACUGAAUGAAGUGGGGAAAAAAAUGUUACUAUCGCAGCUGACUUCCCGGCUGCUGAAGGCUUCACGAGUUGCAGGGCACUUUCUGCCGAGGUCGGUGUCUUCCUUUCUUUGCUGUCAUUCUACAUCUGUGAACUAUUGCACGCAGCCACCUAAUAAGAAUGGAGCCCAGCAUCAGCGGUGGCACGUGCUGGAGCCUGAACUGGAAGAGAUGUUGGUCCCCAGAAAGCUUUCCAUCAGCCCCUUAGAAAGCUGGCUGACAGUCACAUACUCCCUUCCUAAAGCAGAGGUCAGUAGUGCUCAGGAAGAAGUGGGCUCUGGGCCUCUCCAGAGAUAUGACUGUCCUCCAUCUGAUGAAGGAGCUGAUGUGGAAGAAGGGGAAGGAACACCAACCAACACGCUGCAGUGUAAGAACGUGUUGAAGAUCCGCAGACGGAAAAUGAAUCGACACAAAUAUAAAAAGCUGCUAAAGAGAAGGAAGUUUGUGAGAAGGAGGAUAAAGGAAGGGCGCAAGAAGAAACGGCAGGUAAAAUUUGAGAAAGAUUUGGAGCGCAUCUGGAAAAGAGCUGGUUUGAAAAAUCCUCCUGCAGGAUGGCAAACACCCAAGAUAUUUCUGAAAAGUUCCAAGCAGUAGAAAUACUUGUAAUGAGUUUUCACAUGUAAUUGUAAUUAAAAGAAAUAUUUAAGUAUGCA
This is a messenger RNA of Meleagris gallopavo (turkey), 961 nucleotides long. RefSeq names its product aurora kinase A interacting protein 1 (gene AURKAIP1). The record is from RefSeq and is a predicted model, not a curated record. Lineage: Eukaryota; Metazoa; Chordata; Aves; Galliformes; Phasianidae. Gene Ontology annotation, cellular component: mitochondrion.